Messenger RNA from Heterocephalus glaber (naked mole-rat), 6992 nucleotides. RefSeq names its product collagen type XIV alpha 1 chain (gene Col14a1). Gene Ontology annotation, cellular component: interstitial matrix. NCBI's taxonomy places the organism in Eukaryota, Metazoa, Chordata, Mammalia, Rodentia, Bathyergidae. The record is from RefSeq and is a predicted model, not a curated record. Gene Ontology annotation, molecular function: protein binding.
GCCGCACCGAGCAGAGCGCAGCGCCAGCCUCGGAGCCCGCGCGUCGCACGCCUGCAGCGCCGCCCGCACAGACAGCUGCUACACCCCAUGUAAAAGUCAGAAAAUACAAUGAAGAUUCUUCAGUGCAAGAUGCGGUACUGGCUGAUUCCAGCUUGCGUGGCAGCUGCUUAUUUCUGCAGCGUCGUCCAAGGUCAAGUGUCUGCUCCCACGAGGCUGAGAUACAAUGUGCUGUCUGAGGACAGUGUUCAGAUCUCCUGGAAAGCUCCCCGGGGGAAGUUCGGUGGAUACAAACUUCUGGUGACUCCAGCUUCAGGAGGAAAAACCAAUCAGCUGAAUCUCCAAAACACUGCAACUAAAGCAAUUAUUCAAGGUCUUAUGCCGGAGCAGAACUACACAGUUCAAAUUAUUGCAUACCACAAAGACAAGGAGAGCAAGCCGGUGCAAGGCCAGUUCAGAAUUAAAGAUUUAGAAAAAAAGAAGGAUCCGACAAAGCCCAGAGGCAAGGCCGUGGACAAAGCAAAUGGGACGAGCCAGGCUUUGCCAGAAGAAGCGAAGUUCAUGUGCCCGAGCCCGGCGCUCGCCGACAUCGUCAUCCUGGUGGACGGCUCCUGGAGCAUCGGCAGGUUUAACUUCAGGCUGGUUCGGCUCUUCCUGGAAAAUCUGGUCACGGCCUUCAACGUGGGCUCCGGGAGGACUCAGAUCGGUCUUUCUCAGUACAGUGGUGACCCCAGGAUAGAGUGGCACCUGAACGCCUUCAGCACUAAAGACGAAGUCAUCGACGCCGUGCGCAAUCUUCCAUACAAAGGGGGAAACACGCUGACCGGCCUUGCUUUGAACUACAUUUUUGAAAACAACUUUAAACCCGAAGCAGGAUCGAGGACGGGAGUGGCCAAAGUCGGCAUUCUGAUCACAGACGGAAAGUCUCAGGAUGACGUCGUCCCGGCCUCGCGGAGGCUGCGGGAGUCCGGAGUGGAGCUCUUUGCAGUAGGCGUGAAGAACGCGGACCUGAAUGAGCUGCAGGAGAUCGCCUCGGAGCCCGACAGCACCCACGUGUACAACGUGGCUGAGUUCGAUCUGAUGCACACAGUGGUGGAGAGUCUGACCAGGACGGUGUGCUCCGGGAUGGAGGAGCAGGACCGGGAGAUCAAAGCUUCAGCCCUUGCCACCACGGGGCCACCGACGGAGCUGAUUACGUCUGAAGUCACCGCCAGGAGCUUUAUGGUUAACUGGACGCAUGCCCCAGGCCACGUGCAGAAAUACAGGGUCGUGUAUUACCCUACCCGAGGGGGAAAACCGGAAGAGGUGGUGGUGGACAGAAGUGUAUCUUCCCUGGUCCUGAAAAACUUGAUGUCUUUAACUGAAUACCAGAUAGCGGUCUUUGCCAUCUAUGCCCACACUGCCAGCGAAGGCCUUCGGGGCACGGAGACGACACUUGCUCUGCCUGUGGCUUCCGACCUUGAGCUGUAUGGUGUGACGGAGAACAGCCUGCGCGUCAAGUGGGACCCAGUGCCGGGGGCCACGGGGUACCUGCUCCUCUACGCGCCUCUCACGGAGGGGCUGGCUGGGGAUGAGAAAGAGAUGAAAAUUGGAGAAACCCUCACAGACAUCGAGUUGACCGGGUUGGUCCCCAACACGGAAUACACUGUCACGGUUUACGCAAUGUUUGGGGAGGAGGCCAGUGACCCUGUCACGGGACAGGAGACGACACUACCUUUAACUCCACCGAGCAACCUGAGAAUCUCCAAUGUGGGCUCCAACAGUGCUCGAUUGUCCUGGGACCCAAGCUCCAGAAAGAUCAGCGGUUACCGCAUUGUCUACACCAGCGCAGAUGGCACUGAAAUCAAUGAGGUUGAGGUUGACCCCAUCACCACGUUCCCUCUGAAAGGCCUGACCCCGGUCACCGAGUAUUCCGUUGCCAUUUUCUCCAUCUAUGACGAAGGGCAGUCUUUGCCUCUGGCUGGAACUUUCACCACAGAGGAAGUCCCAGCCCAGCAGUACUUGGAAAUCGAUGAGGUGAAGACAGACAGCUUCAGAGUGACCUGGCACCCGCUCUCGGCUGAGGAGGGUCAGCACAAGCUGAUGUGGAUUCCGGUCUACGGGGGAAAGACCCAAGAGGUGGUCCUUAAGGAGGAGCAGGACUCCUAUGUCAUCGAGGGCCUGGAUCCUGGCACUGAGUAUGAAGUUUCGCUCCUGGCUGUGCUGGACGACGGCAGUGAGAGCGAGGUGGUCACAGCCGUGGGGACCACACUUGACAGUUUUUGGACAGAACCAGCCACAACCAUAGUACCAGCCACACCUGUAACAUCAGUUUUGCAGACAGGAAUCAGAAACUUGGUUGUAGAUGAUGAAACUCCCUCCAGCCUACGGGUGUCGUGGGACAUUUCCGACAGCAACGUGGAGCAGUUUAGGGUGACCUACUUGACAGCGCAAGGGGACUCCGUGGAGGAAGUGGUUAUGGUGCCUGGAAGCCAGAACAGCGUUCUUCUGAAGCCCCUUCUCGCAGCUACCGAAUACAAAGUCACCGUGACACCCAUCUACUCAGAUGGAGAAGGUGUCAGCGUCUCCGCCCCCGGGAAGACCUCGCCACCCUCUGGUCCCCAAAACUUACGGGUCUCGGAAGAGUGGUACAACCGGCUUCGCAUCACAUGGGACCCCCCGCCCGGCCCCAUAAAGGGCUACAGGAUCGUCUACAGACCCGUCAGUGUUCCUGGCCCGACUCUGGAAACUUUUGUGGGUGCUGACAUUCACACCAUCCUUAUCACCAACCUCCUCAGUGGAAUGGACUACAGCGUGAAGAUCUUCGCCUCCCAGGCCAAGGGCUUCAGCGACGCCCUGACGGGCCUGGUGAAAACACUGUUCUUGGGUGUGACUGAGCUCCAAGCCCACCAGGUGGAAAUGACCAGCUUGUGUGCUCAGUGGCAAGUGCAUCGCCAUGCCACAGCCUACAGGAUCGUCGUAGAAAACAUCCAGGAUACACAAAAGCAAGAAUCCACUGUGGGAGGAGGGACAAACAGACACUGUUUCUAUGGACUUCAGCCUGAUUCCGAGUAUAAAAUCAGCAUUUACACCAAGCUGCAGGAGCUGGAGGGGCCGAGUGUGAGCAUAGUCGAGAAAACACGGUCCCGGCCUACUCAGCCACCGACGUCCCCUCCAACCAUCCCACCUGCCAGAGAAGUGUGUAAAGCUGCCAGGGCAGACCUGGUGUUCAUGGUGGACGGGUCCUUCAGCAUUGGGGACGACAAUUUCAACAAGAUCAUCAACUUCCUGUACAGCACCGUGGGAGCCCUGGGCAGGAUUGGCGCAGAUGGAACUCAAGUGGCGAUCGUUCAGUUUACAGAUGACCCCAGGACAGAAUUCAAACUAAAUGCUUACAAAACCAAAGAGACGCUUCUUGACUCCAUUAAACGCAUUUCCUACAAAGGGGGAAACACAAAAACAGGAAAGGCAAUGAAACAUGUCCGGGACACCUUGUUCACCGCAGAGGCAGGAAUGCGAAGAGGCGUUCCCAAGGUCAUCGUGGUGAUAACCGACGGCCGGUCGCAGGACGAGGUGGACAGCGUCUGCAGGGAGAUGCAGGUGGACGGCUACAGUAUCUUUGCAGUCGGUGUGGCUGACGCAGAUUACUCAGAGUUGCUCAGCAUUGGCAGCAAGCCCAGCGCCCGCCACGUUUUCUUUGUGGAUGACUUUGACGCCUUCAAGAAAAUUGAAGAUGAAUUAAUUACUUUUGUCUGUGAAGCUGCCUCCGCAACCUGUCCAAUGGUGCACAAGGAUGGCACUGAUGUUGCAGGAUUUAAGAUGAUGGAAAUGUUUGGUUUGGUUGAAAAGGAAUUUUCAUCGGUGGAAGGGGUUUCUAUGGAGCCUGGUACCUUCAACGUGUAUCCGUGUUACCAACUGCACAAAGAUGCCCUGGUCUCCCAGCCAACCAGGUAUUUACAUCCGGGAGGAUUGCCUUCUGACUACACAAUCAGUUUUCUCUUCCGAAUUCUUCCCAACACUCCCCAGGAGCCCUUUGCCCUUUGGGAAAUUUUAAAUAAAAAUUCGGACCCAUUGGUUGGGGUCAUUUUAGAUAAUGGUGGGAAAACUCUAACAUAUUUCAACUAUGACCACACUGGGGAUUUUCAAACCGUCACUUUUGAAGGACCUGAAAUUAGGAAGAUUUUCUACGGGAGCUUUCACAAGCUGCACGUGGUCGUCAAUAAGACUUUGGUCAAAGUGGUUGUUGACUGCAAGCAAAUGGGUGAGAAGGCAAUAAAUGUAUCAGCUAAUAUCACAUCGGACGGAGUAGAAGUCCUGGGGAGAAUGGUUCGGUCGAGAGGACCAAAUGGAAGUUCCGCACCAUUCCAGUUGCAGAUGUUUGAUAUCCUUUGUUCCACUUCCUGGGCCAGUAGAGACAAAUGCUGUGAGCUUCCAGGCCUGAGGGACGACCAGGCCUGCCCCAACGUGCCCCAUUCCUGCGCCUGUUCACAAACCAACGAAGUGGCCCUGGGACCAGUGGGCCCACCGGGUGGUCCGGGACUCCGUGGACCGAAGGGCCAACAAGGUGAACAGGGUCUAAAGGGACCAGAGGGCCCUCGGGGUGAAUCAGGCCCUGCAGGACCGCAGGGGCCUCCAGGUCCCCAAGGACCGAGUGGUCUGUCCAUUCAGGGAAUGCCGGGAAUGCCGGGCGAGAAAGGAGAGAAAGGAGAUACCGGCCUUCCAGGGCCACAGGGAGUCCCAGGAGGCGUGGGCUCACCAGGACGAGAUGGCUCCCCCGGCCAACGGGGGUUUCCCGGAAAGGACGGUUCCUCCGGCCCACCAGGACCCCCAGGGCCAAUUGGCAUCCCCGGAGCGCCGGGAGUCCCCGGGGUCACGGGCAGCGUGGGACCGCAAGGCGCCCUGGGCCCUCCCGGUGUCCCUGGAGCAAAGGGAGAGAGAGGCGAACGAGGUGACCUGCAGUCUCAAGCCAUGGUGAGGGCAGUGGCGCGGCAAGUGUGUGAGCAGCUCAUCCAAAAUCACAUGGCCAGGUACGCUGCCGUCCUCAACCAGAUCCCCAGCCACUCUUCAUCCACCCGCACCGUCCAGGGGCCUCCCGGGGAGCCCGGACGGCCUGGCUCACCCGGAACCCCCGGGGAACAAGGGCCCCCCGGUGCCCCUGGCUUCCCAGGAAACACAGGCUUGCCGGGGACCCCAGGAGAACGAGGUCUAACUGGUCUCAAGGGAGAGAAAGGAAAUCCAGGCAUCGGAACUCAAGGUCCAAGAGGCCCCCCAGGACCAGCAGGACCUUCAGGGGAGAGUCGGCCUGGCAGCCCUGGGGCCCCCGGCUCUCCUGGACCACGGGGUCCCCCGGGGCACCUGGGGGUGCCAGGGCCACAAGGUCCUUCCGGCCAGCCUGGAUAUUGCGACCCCUCGUCGUGUUCUGCCUAUGGUGUGGGAGAUCUGAUCCCUUACAACGAUUACCAGCAGUGAAGUGGAUGUCCUCCACUUUGGUCAUCUUGGCAUGGACAUUUGGCUAUGGAUACAGACCUGUCCUAUUGAUCACCACGAUUAAGCCCCUGCCCCUAACAACGGCCACUUCUCUUUCCUGCCUCAGCUGCUUCCCUGCCUUUCCACCUUUAGAUCCUUUGCUCUUCCCUCUCCAGAUGUGAUGGAGUGAUGACAGAGGGACAUGGCCAGAUUGUGCAGUCAUUAUAGUAAGCCUGACUGCACCAGGUCAGCCUGGAUAGAGGUGUACGAUUGUGAACUGAGAGUUUGUCCCAAGUCCUCUCUGGGCAAGGUCUGCAGUAACACAGCUUCAUGGUGCCUUCCCCUCCAUCCUUCCCCCACGCACUCAGAUGGGGCUCUUCACCUGACCUGCUACUCUCCUUCCUCGCCUGGUCACCUGCUGCCCCACUGUCCCCAGGGAUGGACUUCUAACAUGAGAUUGAGUUUUAGGUUUUAUUUUCCUUUUUGUAAUACUUCUGAAUUUUCAGGGUUUCUUUUGUAAAUAAAACACAUACUAUUUAAGCCUUUGGCUGUGAUUCUGGUUUUCUAACCAUUCCUCUAACUGCCGUCCCUUCCUCCUUUUGCUAACCGUGAGACCUGAAAAGGUGCCAGUGGCCUCAGUGUGCUGGGUCAGGCAGCUGCUGCUUUCUACCCAAGCAGGAUAUCUCUGUAGUUGAUGGACCAAAUCUGUGUCUCUGAGGACCCACCUGAGGGGAGAUUAUUAAUUUGUGGUCUCUGGGUUCUAUCAAGUCCCCACCCCACUUUUCCUCUUUAGCCCCCCAUCCAGAUGAGCCUGAAUUCACCCCUGUCCAAGACGAGCAGGAAGCCUUGGAAUUGUGGGGCUCCGGGAUCUAACAGCCUCAGGGGACAUUGGAAGACCAGUGGCAAGACCUCCUAAGGAACUUUCCCUGAGAAAAUGUUGUCACAGGGUUUGUAUGCUGGGGAGCUCGUGUCUGCAGCCUGGACCUCCGCCUUGGAUAAUGUUAGUGUUACUGUAUUAUUAUCAAAAUUGUAUUUUUAAAAAUGACACCCUUGCUGUUUUGUUCAGAGAAGAAUGCCCAAAGACAACUUGGGAAAAUAAAUUGAACCCUGGAGUCUUGUGUGGCAAAUGAUCUCAAGUCCUAAAAUGAACAAGAUAUGACAGUGUUGGAGGGAAAUGGGCCCCUGCAGGAAAAGAGUGAAUUCAAAGAGAGUCACAGAUUAUACCACUCACCAGCCCCACGGGAACGAUAAAAAAAGGAUUCAUCAUCGCUGACACUACCUCUUGCUUGCUUGACUGAGCUGUCCAGUUCUGAGAUCAUGUAGUGACUGGUUUCACGGGUAUCUAAAAGGAAGUUCCCAAAUGUAAUCAUUCUGGAUUUGAUAAUUUAAAAAUAGACUUAGCUUCUCAAUGGUUUUUGACUCAUGUAAAGUAACGGCUUUCCACCAGUUCUGAUUUGUCCAGCAGUAUGUCCUAGGCCAUGUCUCUCCUUGUCUACAGGGAUUACUUUGUACAUGCAGAAAAGUUUCUGAGAACACAUUUUUAUUUUCUU